This is a messenger RNA of Bemisia tabaci, 699 nucleotides long. Lineage: Eukaryota; Metazoa; Arthropoda; Insecta; Hemiptera; Aleyrodidae. The record is from RefSeq and is a predicted model, not a curated record.
CUACAGAACUAGGGAAUCAACGAUUGAAAACAGUGAAGCGUUGUUCGUCCUGAAAUUUCGAAACUAAUUCAACAUGGCUGGUGGUAAAGCAGGAAAAGAUUCGGGCAAAUCGAAAGCCAAAGCAGUUUCACGAUCUGCGAGAGCAGGAUUACAGUUCCCCGUUGGUCGUAUUCACAGACAUCUCAAAAACAGAACUACAAGUCAUGGUCGAGUUGGAGCUACUGCCGCUGUCUACAGUGCAGCUAUCCUGGAAUAUCUAACCGCUGAAGUUUUGGAAUUGGCUGGCAAUGCAUCAAAAGACUUGAAGGUAAAGCGUAUCACGCCCAGACAUUUACAAUUAGCUAUCAGAGGAGAUGAAGAAUUGGACAGUUUGAUCAAAGCAACCAUUGCUUGUGGUGGUGUCAUUCCUCACAUUCACAAGUCACUUAUUGGCAAAAAAGGAACUCAAAAGCCUGUAUAAUCUUAAGUUAUUUCAUAGGGAGAUUUUCUUUCUUUCUUCUUUUCAUCCCAUGUCUUUCUCCCCCUCCCCUAUUUUUUCUUCUGUGUUUUUUUUCUUUAAAUUGAAUAUAUAUUCAAACUUUUCUUUUAUUUAAAUUUUUUCAUAAUAAUAUUAUAUUAUUAUACUUGUAAUUUCAUUUUAAGUUCAUUCCUAUUUGGUUUACUUUCCUCUCCCUUAUAUAAACCGAUUGUAGUUCAAAA